AUGUUUUCGGAAACGGUUCCUGUUGUGGAGGUGCAAGGUGUUCUGGGCAAAUUGACAUUGCUCCCUUGCGAUAUCGUGCCCACAAACGAAGAAGAUGCAGUGCACAUGGUGUUGUGGUUCAAAGAGGCCGAUGGUGAGCCGUUAUAUAGGGGUAGGCAUAGGCCUCCGUGGUCGCCAGCUGUUGAUGAUGACCUUACUUAA
This is a messenger RNA of Gryllus bimaculatus (two-spotted cricket), 201 nucleotides long. The record is from the annotation of a GenBank genome assembly. NCBI's taxonomy places the organism in Eukaryota, Metazoa, Arthropoda, Insecta, Orthoptera, Gryllidae.